Molecule: messenger RNA, 439 nt
Organism: Thalassophryne amazonica
Lineage: Eukaryota; Metazoa; Chordata; Actinopteri; Batrachoidiformes; Batrachoididae
Product: lymphocyte antigen 6G-like
Exons: 3
Coding region: 105-416 (103 amino acids)
Source: RefSeq, a predicted model, not a curated record
AUACUCCCAAAGUUUUCAAAGCUUCUUGAAAAGCUGCACUGAAUAACGAAGUCUUUGGAAAGCUGCUCUGGUUCUGCUCCGCUCCGAUUUGCUCUUCAGGCACGAUGAAGCUCGGUGGAUCACUGAUCGUCCUUUUCAUGACUCUGUCUGCAGCCCAAGGAUUAAGAUGCUUCAGCUGCAUAAUGAGUAAACCUCAAUCCUGCACUGACACCAUUUCUUGUCCUGCCCUAUUGAAUCGCUGUUUUACAUUAAAAGUGGAAGGGGAUGGCCUGGUCAAUAAGGGUUGUCAGAACAGUGUGCUCUGUGUAGGUCCCAUGUCCUGCUGUGAAGGGGACCUGUGUAACGCUGCCACACACACCGGCCCCUCUGUGAUCCUCCUGCUGGGGCCCUUGGCCAUCAUCACACUUCUCUUCUGAUGCUUUGGAACAGCUUAGGGCAG